AUGGCCUCUCGGUCCAGCUUCGACGUCGAGUCGUACAAGCCACACUCGGAAGCUCAAGCUCAAGCUUCGCAUUGGGCAUCCGGCCUCUUCAAAAUCACGGCGGGUCGGCACCACUACCAACUUGCUCCCACAGAAGACGGAGUCGACCCAACGACAUUGCAUCCCAGCCGAACAUCUCGCUUCACCACCCCGCGGAAGAUCGUCUGCCUCCUCUUCCUCCUCGGUGUUGGUCUAUCCGCCUUGUUCGCCGGCUCCGGCGCUCACUUGCACCCUAUUGGACCGCUGGACGACAGUCAGUGCGCAUCCGUCUUGGCAGGAGGGGUAGAUGCCAUCCCGUGUCACAUUACUUUAGCACGACGCAAAUUCGACCACCUUGUCUCAUCGCAAUCCAAGACCUACCAACAGGCGCACGACCGUUACGUGGCGCAAUACCACCGAACCCCGCCGCCCGGAUUCGACGCCUGGUUUGCCUACGCACAGCAGAACAAUGUCACGAUCAUCGACGAUUACGGUCAGCUCGAAGCCGACCUCCUGCCCCUCCGCCGCAUCCCACCUCACAUUCUGCGGCAGCGCGUCACGGCAGCAACGAAGUUGGAGCUCUCGUACAUGUACACUUGGACCUUUGCCAACGGAAAUGUGACCACCACGGCGCCGGAGAAUAUCGGUAUGGCUCGAGAGAUGCGAAAGCUUUUGGAGCCUAUCCUACCCUAUCUGCCGCCUUUCACAGUGCUCCAGAAUUGGGAUGACUCACAGCGCAAUUGUGGGCCCCGGAACGGCAAGGAGGACGUCAACGAUCCCAAUGUGGUCAAGAUCACGACGACGGGAGAUCGACCCGACGCCAAAGCCCAUCUGAUGUACGGCUGCCCACGAUCGACCGCCACCACGUCGUACGUCUCCAGCGACCGUCCCAGCAUCGAUAUGUGCACUCAGGCCGACGACUGGAUGGCCAAGCAUGGCAUUCUGCACAACCGAAACGCAUGUAUCAACGCCACCGUGCCUGUGCUUUCGCUCACCAAGCCGUCGAGCUUCCAGGACAUCACCACCGCCUCGUGGUGCUACGGGAAUGGGAAUUAUCGACUUACUGGUCCCUGGGUGGAUAAGAUCGCUUAUGCGGACAAGAAGCCUCAUCUCUAUUGGCGUGGCAGCAACACGGGCUGGAAUCAAGAUGGCAACGAUUUGGGCUGGCUCAACCACCGACACCGUCUCGUAAUGGCUGCUCGUCAGAUGAACCGCAAGGCCGCAAGCCUGGUCUCGCUCAACGCGUCCGUAACCCCGGACGAUGCGCAGCGUCUAUCGUUGCCCGGCAUGCCUCAAUCCUUCACGCCAGUUCAGCUGGACGCGCUGUCGCGUCUCACAUCGAGCACCUUUGACAUCAACUUUAACCAGGUUCGCCCCUGCUCCGAGAAACCCAACUCGACGACCUUCUGCCGGGAGUGGAUGGAGCUCUUCCCCACGGUAGCCGGGUUGCCCCCCACGGCGGCGUUUGGCAACAAGUUUGUCAUGGACCUCGACGGCAAUUCCAUGUCGUGCCGCUUCUACCGGCUUCUGGACAGCAACAGUCUGGUGUUCAAACAGACUGUCUACGUGGAAUGGCACGACGACCGCCUGAUACCCUGGCUGCAUUACGUGCCCGUGUCUAUGGGCUUGGAGGAGCUGCCGAUGCUCAUCGACUAUUUUGCUAACCACGAGCAGGGCAAGGUUUUGGGGGAGGAGCUGGCGCAAGCGUCGAGACUGUGGGCGGCCCAGGCGCUGCGAAACAUAGAUCUGACCGUGUAUGCGUACAGGCAGAUGCUGGAGCUAGCCCACAUCAUAGGACACGACUGA
This is a messenger RNA of Kalmanozyma brasiliensis GHG001, 1824 nucleotides long. Its product is annotated as Lipopolysaccharide-modifying protein. The record is from RefSeq and is a predicted model, not a curated record. NCBI's taxonomy places the organism in Eukaryota, Fungi, Basidiomycota, Ustilaginomycetes, Ustilaginales. The transcript has a single exon. The coding region runs from base 1 to 1824 and encodes 607 amino acids.